Messenger RNA from Hevea brasiliensis (rubber tree), 1318 nucleotides. RefSeq lists its product as uncharacterized. The transcript has 4 exons. Bases 207 to 671 code for a protein of 154 amino acids. The record is from RefSeq and is a predicted model, not a curated record. NCBI's taxonomy places the organism in Eukaryota, Viridiplantae, Streptophyta, Magnoliopsida, Malpighiales, Euphorbiaceae.
UUCACAGUUCACAACAUUCACCAACAACAGAAAAGAAAGAAGAAGAAAAAGAAAAAGAAAAGGAAAAGGAGUACCUUCAAGGCUUCAACGGCAGUCGGCACUCGGCAGCUUCGGAAGAAGAAGAAGAAGAAGAAGAAGAAGAAGAAGAAGAAGAAGAAGAAGCAUCAGCAGCAGCAGCCGAUUCUCCCAGGCGUGCUUUAGAAGCAAUGGUUAUGAGUGAUCAAUGGGCACAAUACCGAGAAGAUGACCAAGGCAAAGCUAGAUUUGUUCGUGAUAAAGUGGUAGAUGAGGAUUGGUGGGAAAAGGUUGAUUACAUCAUUGCUUUUACUGGGCCCAUUUAUAACAUGAUUAGAGUUUGUGACACAGACAAACCAUGCCUUCAUUUGGUUUAUGAGUUGUGGGAUUCUAUGAUUGAAAAGGCGAAGCAAGUUAUUUUUUAUCAUGAAGGAAAGCAAGCAGAUGGGUUUUCUCCUUUUUAUUAUGUGGUUCAUCGAAUUCUUGUUGAUCAUUGGACAAAGAGCAACACUCCCCUUCAUUGUUUAGCCCAUUCAUUAAAUCCAAGAUUUUAUAGUGAAAAAUGGCUUCAAGAGGGAGAAGGUAGAGUGCCUCCUCAUAUGGAUGGAGAAGUAUCAACUGAGAGAAUUAAAUGCUUUAUGAGGAUUUUUUUCUAAUGAAGAUGAGCGAAUUAGAGCAAAUUAUGAAUUUGCAAAUUUUUCUUUGAAAAGUGGACCUUUUGCUGAUCCUAAUUCUAUUGGAAGUAUGUAUGUUACAGAUCCUAGGAAAUAGUGGGCAUGUUUUAGUUCUAAUGCACCUUUACUUCAAAGGUUGGCUUUUAAAGUGCUUGGACAACCUACUUCCUCCUCUUGUUGUGAAAGAAAUUGAAGUAUUUAUUCCUUCAUUCAUUCAUGCAGAAGGAAUAAAUUAACUCCAAAACGUGCAGAGGACUUGGUUUUUAUCCAUAAUAAUCUUCGUCUUCUGUCGAGAAACUCCUCCCAAUAUUAUGAUGAGAAGACAAAAUUGUGGGAUGUUGGUGGUAAUCAAUUUGGGAGUAUGGAAGAUGUGGGAGUUCUUGAAUUUGCCAACCUUUCAUUGGAUGAACCAAGUUAGAGUCUGUUUUGUUUGAUGAAAAUGCAACUACAAGCAUGGAGAAGGAGAAUGAGAAAGACAGUGAAGUUGAGGAAAUGUUAUAAAUUUCAUUAUCUUUUCUUUUUUAACAUUUGAAUGUGUUGUAGUUAAUAUUUAUUUCUUAUAAGUAUGAAACUUCUAAAUAUGUAUUCUCAUAGUUGAAUUUAAAUGUUGAUUUGAACUUUAUUUAUUA